CACACUAACACCCAUUCGCUCUCAGUCUCUCUCUCCUUUCUGACGAGGGAACAUGUUGCCUAGGAGCAGCAGGAGCAGUGUGCUACACGUGGAGACAGCCUCCUCUCUCUGUGUCUGACUGUAGUAAACCAGGGACAGGAGGAAGAAAGAAGGGUUGGCAAUCCGUUUCGGACCUGUCUCUUUUUUCUGUGUCUGACCAGACUCAUUGAGGAAGAGGAGGAGGAGAAGAAAGAUAGGAAAAGGAUCAGCACGCAGAGGGAUUCAGGAUUUGAUUGUGACUGUGAGUCUGUCCAAACUCACAGAGGUGGACUAGCGAGAGGAAGAAGAGGAGGAGGAAGAGCAGGAGGAGAAGAGCCAGGAUUCGUUUGUUUAUCUGACAAAACUCCCCAAAGAGGAAGAAGAGGAGAGAGCCUCCUCGGAGGACCUAUAGGCUACUGUUCGACGUCCAUUUGGGACAACUGGGGUAGUGGGUUUGGACCGGGACUUGGCACACCCCCCGAAGUUGCUACCAUGUGGCAGGAGGCCUUACGGACACGGGGGCGCUACCUUCUGGAACGUGGGGGAGAGGGGGGAGACGGGGGAGACGCCCUGGGGGAUGUGUUUGUAGGUUUUGGGGAGACCCCGACACAGGGACAGGUGUGUGUGGGGGGACAGAAGACCCAGGACUGGCUGUAUGAGUCCUACUACCGUAUGAGCCAACAACACCCUCUCAUCGUGUUCCUACUGCUCAUAGUGAUGGGAGCAUGCCUCGCUCUACUGGCCGUGUUCUUUGCCUCCGGACUGAACAUGGAGGACCACCUAGCGUUCCUGAUCACCGUGCCCACCACCCUCUUCCUCUUCCUCUCCAUCUUCAUCCUGGUCUGCAUAGAGUCUGUCUUCAACCGCAUGCUCCGCCUCUUCUCCCUCCUUAUAUGGGCCUGCCUGGUUGCCAUGGGUUACCUCUUCAUGUUCUCCGGGGGGAUCCUCUGUCCUUGGGACCAGGUGUCCUUCUUCCUGUUCAUAGUGUUUGUGGUCUACACCAUGCUGCCGUUCUCCAUGAGAGGAGCAGUCCUAGCCAGUAUCAUCACAUGUUUAUCACACACAAUCACACUCAGUGUGUGUCUGGCGUUUACUGCAGAGGCCUUGGAACCACUGGUGUGGCAGAUCCUGGCUAACAUCAUUAUCUUUACGUGUGGUAACCUGGCUGGAGCGUACCAUAAGCACCUGAUGGACCUGGCCCUCAGACAGACCUACCAGGACACCUGCAACUGCAUCAAGUCCCCCAUCAAACUGGAGUUUGAGAAACACCAGCAGGAAAGAUUACUGUUGUCCCUGCUCCCGGCCCAUAUCGCCCGUGUGAUGAAGGCAGAGAUCAUUCAGAGGUUACAGGGACCAAGGGACAGGGACUUUGGCCGGGCAGAGGGCACCAACAACUUUCACAACCUCUAUGUCCAACGACAUACCAACGUCAGUAUUCUGUAUGCAGACAUCGUAGGGUUCACUAAGCUGGCUGGUGACUGCUCACCCGGAGAACUGGUGCACAUGCUCAAUGAAUUGUUCGGCAAGUUUGACCAGAUCGCCAAGGAGAAUGAGUGUAUGCGUAUAAAGAUCCUGGGUGAUUGUUACUACUGUGUAUCAGGCCUACCAGAGUCUCUCCCCCACCAUGCACGCAACUGUGUCAAGAUGGGACUGGACAUGUGUGAGGCCAUCAAGAAGGUGCGUGAUGCUACUGGUGUGGACAUCAAUAUGCGAGUCGGGGUGCAUUCUGGGAACGUGCUGUGUGGCGUCAUCGGCCUCCAGAAGUGGCAGUACGAUGUCUGGUCACAUGACGUCACUUUAGCCAAUCACAUGGAGGCAGGGGGCGUGCCAGGGCGUGUCCAUAUCUCCUCAGUAACAUUGGAGCAUCUGAAGGGGUCCUAUAAGGUGGAACCAGGGGAGGGACAGAGUAGAGACUUUUACCUGAAGGAACACGGAGUGAUCACUUACCUGGUCAUCAACCCCAAGGCUGAAAGGCGGAGUCCCCACCUGUGCGCGCGUUCUCGUUCCUCUUUGGACGGAGGGAAGAUGAGGGCAUCGGUCAGAAUGACUCGGUACCUGGAGUCCUGGGGGGCGGCCAAACCUUUUGCUAACCUGCACCAUCGAGACAGCAUGACCACUGACAACGGCAAGAUAAACACUACGGAUGUUCCAAUGGGCCAGUAUCACUACCAGAGAAGAGAGAGGACUAAAUCUCAGAAGAGACGGUUUGAAGAGGAACUGGAAGAGAGGAUGAUCAGAACCAUCGACGGCAUCAACUCACAAAAGCAGUGGCUGAAGUCUGAGGACAUCCAGAGGAUCUCACUGUUCUUUCACAACAAGAUUCUGGAGAAGGAGUAUCGAGCCACCACUCUGCCAGCCUUUAAAUACUACGUCACCUGUGCCUGUCUCAUCUUCUGCUGCAUCUUCAUAGUGCAGAUACUGGUCCUGCCCAAAACAGCAGUGUUGGGGAUCUCCUUCGGCAUGUCUUUCCUCCUGUUAGGUCUGAUUUUGGUCAUAUGUUUCUCUAGCCACAUCUUGCAGGGAGGUAAAGGAUCGUGGUGCUCUCUCCCCUGGCUCCCUACUUCCUCACGCAUCAUCAUCGCCAACAAACCCUGGCUCCGAUUGGUCCUCACCAUGACAACCACCACUGUUAUUCUUGUCAUGGCUGUUUUCAACAUGUUCUUCCUGGAAGAUGAGGUUCUGACCACACCCCCUAUCAUGAACCUGACCAAUGACAGCAUGCUCAGCUCCCACAGCUCCACCCACCUCACGGAUGGGAAUAAAUUCUACCUGCCUUAUUUUAUCUACUGUUGUAUCCUGGGUCUGGUGUCGUGUUCUGUGUUCCUGAGGAUCAACUAUGAGCUGAAGAUGGUUGUCAUGUUAGUUGCCAUGGUGAUCUACAACAUCAUCAUCCUCCAGACACAUGCACCCCUGCUGGACGGAUACAGUACUGCACUCUACAGCACACAGACGCUGGACAGGCCAGGCAUUCUAAAGGAUCUGAAGACGAUGGGUUCUGUUUCUCUCUUCAUCUUCUUCAUCACUCUACUGGUGUUAGCACGACAGAAUGAAUAUUACUGUAGGUUGGACUUCCUGUGGAGGGACAAGUUCAAGAGAGAGUGUGAGGAGAUUGAGACCAUGGAGAACCUCAACAGGGUUCUACUGGAGAACGUUCUACCUGCCCACGUUGCAGAACAUUUCCUGGGACGCAACUGGAAGAACGAGGAUCUGUACCACCAGUCGUAUGAGUCAGUGUGUGUGAUGUUCGCCUCCAUCCCAGACUUUAAGGAGUUCUACACAGAGUCAGACGUCAACAAGGAGGGCCUUGAAUGUCUCAGACUCCUCAAUGAGAUCAUCGCUGACUUUGACGAGCUGCUGUCCAAGCCUAAAUUCAGCGGGGUGGAGAAGAUAAAGACUAUUGGCAGCACCUACAUGGCUGCUACUGGGCUCAACGCUACACCUGGACCUGAAUACACACAGGAGCAUGACCGUCAGUACAUGCACAUUGGCACCAUGAUGGAGUUUGCCUUCGCCCUGGUCGGGAAACUAGAUGUCAUCAACAAACACUCCUUCAAUGACUUCAGGCUACGAGUUGGGAUAAACCAUGGUCCGGUGAUUGCAGGGGUGAUCGGAGCUCAAAAGCCUCAGUAUGAUAUCUGGGGGAACAGUGUUAAUGUGGCCAGCCGAAUGGAGAGUACUGGGGUACUGGGGAAAAUACAGGUAACCGAGGAGACGAGUCGUAUCCUGUUGACUCUGGGCUACAUGUGUUCAUGUCGCGGCAUCAUCAACGUGAAGGGGAAGGGAGAGCUCAAGACCUUCUUCGUACACACAGAGAUGACCAGAUCGCUGUCGCAAGGGACUGUGAUGCCUUGAACAUCAUACACUGAGCAAUUCACACACACGUGCGCGCAUGUGCGCACGCACCACCAUACACACUUAAACUGUACAAACACAUGCAUUUACAUACACACAAAUGGACUUGCACACACAUCAGGGCUUGGAACCGGUUCAGGGAACCAAACCGAAAACAACUACAUUUUUCAAGGAACAGAAACGGAACCAGGAACGAAAGUGAUCCAUACUGUUCCAGAACAAAACCGUUAUUUUAAAAGCAUGUUAAGCGGUUAUAAUGUUAUUUGACGUUCCAGGCAUUUUUUGCUAUUCCCACUAAAAAAAACACAACAAAAGCUUUACAAGCGUGAUUCAGAAGAUAGGGAGAGAGGUUUUUUAUUAGCUAUAAAAUAAUAGAUUUAACUUUUUCAAUGCUAGUUAAGGAUACUAUAGGCCUAGUUAUCACGUUUCACGUUGGAUUUAUUAAACUUUACAGAAAGGUAAGACAAGUUUUUAAUUCUGGUGGCACUUUGCACACACAAGCUUGUCAGCUAGCUCAGUUAGCUAGCUAGCUCAAGCUUGUUAGCUAGCUAGCUCAAAGGACAUUCAAUGUUCCUCCAUAGAAGUCGCUCCGCCUAGGUAUAAUUCUGUGGACCUAAUUCAGAUAAUGCAUGUCAUAACAAGAUGCCCAGCGCUUCAAGCCUCCUCAACCCUAUCUUGCUCUCUUCCACCUGCAAAAUUUCAGUCGUAUCUUGUCUGUCCAUCACGCAUGUAAACAACUAGCUUGCCUGCUCUAUCCGCACUGAUUGGAAAAGUAAUUUAACGAGCUAAAUAUAAACAACUGUUGAUUUCACAGGUUAAAAAAGGAACUGAAAGGCACGAUAUCAACCUGUACUUUUUUUUGCUUCGAACCGGUUCAGAACUUUAUUUUGCUGGUCAGAACAGUGGAACGGAACGAAAAAAAUAGAGGUUCUGUUCAGAACGAAACGAUUGGAAAUUAAUUUCGGUUCCAACCCGACACACAUACGUGCAUGCACAAAUACAGCACAUACACACAUACAAGGACUUAUACAAUCACACACACACAAACACAUGCAAAACUGCCUGCUGUAAUAGAACGUAUCUAUCAACAGACUCUUUGUUUACAACAGUAACUCCAGACCACUUCAUCUGAGCCAGACAGAACGGCAGACAGACAACAUUUAGAACAACAGACAGACAGACAGACAGACAGACAGACAGCUGUACAUACAGUAUUACCUGCAUCGUCCCUCCUUAGCUAGACACAGUAGUAGCUGGACUUCAUAGGGUACUGUUGUCACUAGAUGCUGAUCUUAGGUCAGUUUUGCAUCCCCCUCCCCCUAAUGGUUAAGGUUAGGAUGUGUUUAGGAUACGCUGAUCCUAGAUCUAUGUGUAAGGGCAAUUUCUACCUUUAGUGGAUUUCAUUGGCUGCCCGAGCGGUUGAGUGGUGCAGUGCAGAGACAGAUAUUGAGUCUGUGUCAGGAUUCUAGUCGAGCCAUCUUGGCACCAAUAGUCCUUUCACCAUUACAGUACUUUUUAGUCAGAAUAUAAAUAAAAAUUUGGUGUCAACAUGAACAAUAGUUUGCCAAACCUUCUAUCUCUAUGGCUCUGGAGCAGAGUUUCUGUCAAGCAAAGAGCAACAUACGUGGACCUCAAGAGCAGCUGGGAAUCAAGAGCUACUGGACUUUUGUAAGAAAACUCAAAAACGAUAUCAAGAACAGAAGAAUGUUUCCAUGUUUUGACGCCAUAAUUUUCUUGCUCAUUAAAACCCUUUGUAUAUAAGUGAA
Molecule: messenger RNA, 5636 nt
Organism: Coregonus clupeaformis (lake whitefish)
Lineage: Eukaryota; Metazoa; Chordata; Actinopteri; Salmoniformes; Salmonidae
Product: adenylate cyclase type 2
Exons: 25
Coding region: 511-3870 (1119 amino acids)
Biological process (GO): cAMP biosynthetic process; adenylate cyclase-inhibiting G protein-coupled receptor signaling pathway; adenylate cyclase-activating G protein-coupled receptor signaling pathway
Cellular component (GO): plasma membrane
Molecular function (GO): adenylate cyclase activity
Source: RefSeq, a predicted model, not a curated record